Molecule: messenger RNA, 1525 nt
Organism: Seriola aureovittata
Lineage: Eukaryota; Metazoa; Chordata; Actinopteri; Carangiformes; Carangidae
Gene: krt15
Product: keratin 15
Exons: 7
Coding region: 57-1400 (447 amino acids)
Molecular function (GO): structural molecule activity
Source: RefSeq, a predicted model, not a curated record
CUCUACAUCUCAGUCCACCUUCUCUCCAGGAUAAGCAGAUCUCGAAAACAGCCAACAUGUCAAUGAGAUCCACCACGAAGACCAUUCGCUCCUCUAUAAGUGGAGGCUACGGUGGAGGCUUCGGUGGAGGCCUUGGUGUAGGCCUUGGUGGAGGCAGCGUGGGAAGGUCAUAUUCCUCAAGUGUGUAUGGCGGUGCAGGUGGCAAGGGCGCUAGAAUCUCUGUGUCCUCUGGCGGUUUUGGAGCAGGAGGUGGUGGCGGCUAUGGUUUUGGCUAUGGAGGGGGUGCCGGCUUUGGAGGGGGUGCCGGCUUUGGAGGGGGUGCCGGCUUUGGUGGAGGUGAUGGCAUUGACCUCCAUGUUGGAGCCAAUGAGAAGGCCACCAUGCAGAACCUGAACGACCGUCUGGCCUCCUACCUGGACAAGGUGCGCAGCCUUGAGAAGGCCAAUGCUGAGUUGGAGAUCAAGAUCCGCCAGUUCUUGGAGAGCAAGACCGCCCCCAGUGCCCGUGACUACUCUGCUUAUGAGGCCACCAUUGCUGACCUACAGGGAAAGAUCCAGGAUGCCACCCGUGUCAACGGAGGCAUCUAUCUGGCCAUUGACAAUGCAAAACUGGCAGCAGACGACUUCAGAACCAAGUUUGAGAAUGAGCUCGCCAUGCGUCAAUCAGUGGAGGCAGACAUCGCCGGUCUGAAGAGACUGUUGGAUGAGCUGACACUGGCCAGAUCAGACCUGGAGAUGCAGAUUGAAGGCCUCAAGGAAGAGCUGAUCUUCCUCAAGAAGAACCACGAGGAGGAAUUGGCGGCCAUGAGGAACCAGAUGACUGGACAGAUCAACGUGGAGGUUGAUGCAAAGCCACAGGUAGACCUGUCCAGCAUUAUGUCUGAGAUCCGUGAGCAGUAUGAGGGUGUGGCUGCCAAGAACCAGAGAGAACUUGAAGCCUGGUUCCAGACAAAGACAGAGACGCUGAACAAGGAGGUGGCAGUCAGCACAGAAAGUCUCCAAACGUCCAAGUCAGAGAUCUCUGAGAUCCGUCGCACACUGCAGGGCCUGGAGAUCGAGCUACAGUCACAACUGAGCAUGAAAGCGGCCCUGGAAGGCACGUUAGCUGACACAGAGGCACGUUACAGCAUGCAGCUCCAAGGUCUUCAGAUGCAGGUGACGGGCUUGGAAGAACAAAUGGUACAGCUGCGUGCUGACAUGGAACGCCAGGGCCAAGAGUACAAAAUGCUGCUUGACAUCAAGACACGACUGGAGAUGGAGAUCGCAGAAUACAAGAGGCUGCUGGAUGGAGAGGGCAGUGUCGGUAUCGGUUCUUCAAAGAGCUCCAGUACAAAGAUGAUUGUGGUCACAGAGGAAUUGAGGGACGGCAAGGUGGUGUCCUCCUCUACCACCACCACAUAAUCUGUCUUAAACAGCAAACGCAACACACGGGGCAACACCUGGAGGCAACAAGCUCGAGAUCUGAAUACAAGACUACCUUCACAUGUGAAUGUGAAUGCAAUAAAAGGCUCCUAGUUUGCUGACUA